This is a messenger RNA of Musa acuminata subsp. malaccensis (wild Malaysian banana), 430 nucleotides long. RefSeq lists its product as uncharacterized. Lineage: Eukaryota; Viridiplantae; Streptophyta; Magnoliopsida; Zingiberales; Musaceae. The record is from RefSeq and is a predicted model, not a curated record.
GGAGGCGGAGGAGGAAGAGAUGGCAGACUGGGGGCCAGUGUUCAUGGCAGUGAUACUGUUCGUUCUUCUCACGCCGGGCCUCGUGUUCCAGGCCCCCGGCAAGAGCCGCUUGAUCGAGUUCGGCAACUUGCAGACCAGCGGCAUCUCCAUCGUGGUCCACUCCAUCAUCUACUUCGCUCUGGUUGCUGUCUUCCUCCUCGCCGUUCAUGUCCAUAUGUACAUUGGACACUGAUCCUGCGAUGAGAGUCCAUUGUUGCUGCUUCAUAUUUCUCUGCUCUCUAUUCCAUUUAAUAAUAUCUUUUAAUUCCUUCGUUGUUGCAAUGACCGCAGUGCAUGAACUCCAUGCUUCUGACUUCAUCUUUGUUUGAGUUAAUGGAAAUCCCCACCACGAAUGCUUGAAACAUCUAAUGAGUGACUGCAGUGUCUCAAA